AUGGCAGAUUUUCUCAGGUCUCUCGUCGCGGUGUCCGAAAAGUCUGCCAAUCUGGCCCGGGCGAUUCGGUCGGAACAGACAUUAUUUGAGCUCUUGGUUGAAGAGAAAACUGGUGAGGCGAAGAAUAAACGAUUCAUACAGGAUUUCAAGACCUUGGCAGAUGUAUUGAUUCAAGAGAUGGUCAGACAUGAAAUUGGAACUAAGUUUCCAAGCAUGCGAGAUCACAUAUAUGGUGAGGAAGAUAACACAUUUACCAAUACAUUGGGUGAAACCAUUACUGUAGGGGUGAAAGCUACCAAAGAAGAAACAUCAACUCUUCUAUCAAUUGCAUUGGAUGGUAACACUGCAGCGGCUGAUAUACUGGCUUCUGUGAUACAUGAAGACAUACAACAUGUGGAAGAUGAAAAAGUGCAGAGUUGUAAUCUAGAUAUUGAAGUUAGUUCAUUGGCUGUCUGGAUUGAUCCUAUUGAUUCCACUGCAGAAUAUAUUAAAGGUGUAUCUGAUGCUGUAGAUGUCAAUGGUAUAUAUGCAGAAGGUUUACAGUGUGUCACUGUACUUAUUGGUGUGUAUGAUAUGACUACAGGGUUACCAGUUAUUGGUGUUAUCAACCAACCAUUCCAGUUUUAUGAUUCCACCACUUUAAAAUGGCGAGGACGUUACGUCUGGGGCGUUGCCUACAAUGGUGUUCAACGGAAUUCCUAUCCCGAUACCCAUGCUAAACAUAACAAACGGCUGAACCUACUUACAGUAUUAAGUCCAAGUGAAAAACAACCAGUGAAAUCAGCUGUAGUGUCUCUACCCAAUGGUACCAUUCAGUACGGUAGUGGUGCUGGCUACAAAGCUCUGUGUGUUACUGAUAAGUUUGCUGAUCUGUAUAUACUAAAUAGAAAUACAACUUUUAAAUGGGAUUGCUGUGCUCCACAUGCCGUUAUUCGGUCAAUGGGGGGAGGCAUGUUGGAUUUGAAAAAGGCAAUGAAACUUAGCGCUAAUGAUCCUCUGAGUAAUUCUGAUAUUUUGUAUCACAAGCCUGAUGUUCUUGAGUGGACACCGGGACAGAAGUGGUCCAACAGUGGUGGUGUAUUGGUGUACUGGUCUGAGGAUACGGCCCGCAAAGCCAUUAGUGCUCUUGUGCGUCAUUUGAAGUCCAGUUAA
Messenger RNA from Saccoglossus kowalevskii, 1152 nucleotides. RefSeq names its product inositol polyphosphate 1-phosphatase-like. Gene Ontology annotation, molecular function: inositol-1,4-bisphosphate 1-phosphatase activity. Lineage: Eukaryota; Metazoa; Hemichordata; Enteropneusta; Harrimaniidae. The record is from RefSeq and is a predicted model, not a curated record. Gene Ontology annotation, biological process: phosphatidylinositol phosphate biosynthetic process.